Molecule: messenger RNA, 2660 nt
Organism: Eutrema salsugineum
Lineage: Eukaryota; Viridiplantae; Streptophyta; Magnoliopsida; Brassicales; Brassicaceae
Product: ent-kaur-16-ene synthase, chloroplastic
Exons: 15
Coding region: 127-2496 (789 amino acids)
Biological process (GO): gibberellin biosynthetic process
Cellular component (GO): chloroplast
Molecular function (GO): terpene synthase activity; magnesium ion binding
Source: RefSeq, a predicted model, not a curated record
GUUAGAUUUGUUUUUUUGGAUGGUCGUCCGGUCGUCAAAGCUCGAAUUCCUCGGAAGUAUAUUUCUCUCUGUCGCUGUCAUUUAUUUGGUUAAUACGACGGCGUUUCGGUUGGUUCCAAACUCUCCAUGUCUACAUCCUCCUCUACCAACCUCCGCUCUUCCGGUUGCUCGUCUCCGAUCUCAGCUACUUUGGAAAGGAGAUUAGCAGUAGAAAAUACAAGAGCUAACAAUGUGAGCUUUGAGCAGAGAAAGGAAAAGAUUAGGAAGAUGUUAGAUAAAGUGGAGCUUUCUGUUUCGGCUUAUGAUACUAGUUGGGUAGCAAUGGUUCCAUCACCGAGUUCCCAAAGUGCUCCACUUUUCCCACAGUGUUUGAACUGGAUUUUGGAAAAUCAACACGUUGAUGGAUCCUGGGGACUUGAUAAUCGCAACCAUCAAUCUUCUAAGAAGGAUAUGUUAUCAUCUACACUGGCAUCUAUCCUCGCGUUGAAGAAAUGGGGAACUGGUGAAAGACAAAUAAGCAAGGGUCUCCAGUUUAUUGAGCUGAAUUCUGCAUCAGUCUCUGAUGAAACCAUACAGAAACCAGCAGGAUUUGAUUUUAUAUUUCCUGGGAUGAUUGAAUAUGCUAGAGAUUUGAAUCUGGCGAUUCCACUGGGCUCAGAAGUGGUGGAUGCCAUGAUACAGAAAAGAGAUAUGGAUCUUAGAAGUGAUAGUGAAAGCCUUUCAAAGGGAAGAGAAGCAUAUCUGGUCUAUGUUUUAGAGGGAGCAAGAAGGAUUAAAGAUUGGGAUUUGAUUGUGAAAUACCAAAGGAAAAAUGGAUCACUGUUUGAUUCUCCAGCUACAACAGCAGCUGCAUUUACUCAGUUCAGAAAUGAUGGGUGUCUCCGUUAUCUCUCUUCUCUCUUCCAGAAAUUUGAGUCUGCAGUUCCCACAGUUUAUCCCUUUGACCAGUAUGCACGUCUUAGUAUAAUUGACACUCUUGAAAGCUUGGGAAUCGAUAGGGACUUCAAGAACGAAAUCAGAAGUGUAUUGGAUGAAACCUAUAGAUGCUGGCUGUGUGGGGAUGAAGAGAUAUGUAUGGACUUGGCCACUUGUGCUUUGGCUUUCCGAUUAUUGCUUGCUCAUGGCUAUGAUGUGUCUUACGCAGAUCCGCUGAGACCAUUUGCAGAAGAAUCUGGUUUCUCCAAUACUUUGGAAGGAUAUCUGAAGAAUACAAAUUCUGUGUUAGAACUACUCAAGGCUGCCCAAAGUUAUCCACAUGAGUCAGCUUUGAAAGAGCAGUGUUUGUGGACUAAACAAUAUCUAGAGAUGGAAGUGUCCAAAUGGCCAAUCACCUCUGUUCGAGAUAAAUACCUCAAGAAAGAGGUUGAGGAUGCUCUUGCUUUCCCCCCCUACGCAAGCCUGGAAAGAUUAGACCAUCGGAGAAAGUUACUCAGUGGUAUUUGUGUGGAAAACACAAGAGUUAUGAAAACCUCAUAUUGUCUGCCCAAUAUUUGCAGCUCUGAUAUCCUGAAGCUAGCUGUGGAAGACUUUAAUUUCUGCCAGUCUAUACACGGUGAUGAAAUGAAACUUCUUGAUAGAUGGAUUGUGGAGAAUAGAUUGCAGGAACUAAAAUUUGCCAGACAGAAGCUGGCUUACUGUUACUUCUCUGGGGCUGCAACCCUUUUCUCUCCAGAACUAUCUGACGCUCGUAUAUCGUGGGCCAAAGGCGGAGUAUUGACAACGGUUGUAGACGACUUCUUUGACGUUGGAGGUUCCAAAGAAGAAAUGGAAAACCUUAUACACUUGGUCGAAAAGUGGGAUUUGUACUGUGUUCCUGAGUAUUGCUCCGAACAAGUGGAGAUCAUUUUCUCAGUUCUAAGGGACACAAUUCUUGAAACAGGAGAAAAAGCACUCAUCUAUCAAGGACGAACCGUGACACACCACAUUGUGGCAAUUUGGUUGGACUUGCUCAAGUCUAUGUUGAGAGAAGCCAAGUGGUCCAGUGACAAGUCAACUCCAAGCUUGGACGAUUACAUGGAAAAUGCGUACAUAUCAUUUGCACUAGGACCAAUUGUCCUCCCAGCGACCUAUCUGAUCGGACCACCACUUUCAGAAAAAACUGUCGAAAGCCCUGAAUAUAAUCAGCUAUACAAGCUCGUGAGCAUUAUGGGUCGUCUUUUAAAUGACAUACAAAGCUUUAAGAGAGAAAGCGCAGAAGGAAAGCUGAACGCAGUUUCAUUGCACAUGAUACACGAGCAAGACAAUCGCAGCAAAGACGAGAUCAUAGAAUCAAUAAAGGGUAUAGCAGAGACAAAGAGGGAAGAACUGCAGAAGCUAGUUUUGAAGGUGAAAGGAAGUGUGGUUCCAAGGGAAUGCAAGGAAGCGUUCUUGAAAAUGAGCAAAGUGUUGAACUUAUUUUAUAGGAAAGACGAUGGGUUCACUUCACAUGAUCUGAUGAGUGUUGUUAAAUCUGUGAUCUACGAACCUGUGACCUUACAGGAUGAGUCUUUAUCUUGAUCAUGUUUUUUUUUCUUUUCUUUUAGGAACAUUUUCGUUACUUAAUCAAGUCGAUCUGGCAGGUAAAUGUUAUGUGAGCUUAGACUUUCGUUUUUCUAUAAGAAGUGGUUUUGGCCAGUUUAAAUACAAAGGCUGUCUAUUUUCUUUUCUUUAGAACGAGUUCU